CCGCCACCGCGGCACGGCCGGACCGGGCUCGGUGUGCGCGGCUCAGCCCCCCGCAGGGCGUGGGGGGGCUGCCCGGGGCAAGAUAUAACCCCCUGGAUCAGGCGGACUUGGCCUCGCCUCAGCCCCAGGCCCGGCCAGGUAGAUGUUCUUCUGGAAGUGUCACCCUGAGUAGGAGAAGCUCUCCCACCAAGCGGAUUCCCGCUGGCCACAACUUGCCACACGAGGUGCCAGGGAAGGAGAACGGGUGGGAUUCACCGCGAGGCUGAGGCACGGCCCCGAGAGUGCGUCAGGCCCGUGGUGGUAACUUAGUCCCUGGGAAUCUUUCCAGCAGACAGGGAUAUUUCUAGGACUUGGCAUUUCAAGUGGCAACAGGAUUGUUUAUAGGAAGGGAACAGAAAGGACGGAAGGAUGAUGUUGACCUAACAGCCCUACAAACCUACCGCACUUAAUCCACUUAUCACCCCGAAUUCCUGAAGCAGAUAAAUGCUGAUAACAGUUAAAACACAUCACUGGCAGGAGCAGCAUGUUCUGUCCUCUAGAAAUACAUCAAUACUGGAAAUUACAAAGCUGUGUGCUACCAUGGGGAUGAGCAUGAUAUAAGAGCUGAGGAAGCCCUCACUAUUCAGUGGAGUUCUUCCACAGGAAGGUAGUAAGCAUCUGCUUCCUUCUCUCUCCCUGCCCCAACUACUCUGAGAUGCUGUUCAGACCUGAGAAAGGCUUCUAAAUACUGUUGUGACCCCAGAGCCACAGCUGCCUGAUCUGUGCCUUCAUAUCUGAGAUACCAAGUGGGCCCCAAGUGUCUUGUUACUGCUUUUGAUUGUCCUUGCUGCUCAGCAUUAAGACCUGUGAGGAGUGAUUUCCAGCUGAGACCAGCCCCGUGCAGCUCACAUCAGCAUGUCUUGGGGAGAGGAGUUGGUUUUGGCUAAUCUGAGCUAAACCUUCCCUGGAGGAGUGCAGCUGCUGCGCCAGCCUUGCAGAGCAACACAAAACCACUUUCUCCUCUCCCCAUCUGCCAGGGCUCUCAGAGAGGUGUUGGAGCCAUCCCUGGGCAUCAUGCAGCUACAUGCCUCCCCCUGUGUCAAGACCCCUUCCUCCUGGGGACCUGUCCCAGGCUGAACAGGAGGAGUAAUGCUGUAAACCAAAGGUUGUUUGGAGUAAACCUUGUUCCUACAAAGUCUGGAGGCAUAAAACAACUGAUGGUGCUUUUGAAUACAUGAAGCUUACAGGCUCAUCUGCUGCCUGGGUCUUUCCCCACAUGGCCAUCCCCUACCAGUCUCUGCAGCACAGCACCCCAUGUGAAUGGGCACCCUUGAAGUUGCAGCAGAGGGCUUUCAUGUGGACAGAGCAGUUAUCUCACAAGAAGUGUGAAAAGAGGAAGCUGCCUAAAGAGAAGUGAAGACCUCUCAGCCACAGGAGUUUUUAUGAGUCAGAUGCUGCUCAGCUGUUGCAUUGCAGAUGUCUUAGCUAAAAACAAGCGUUCAUUGAAAAUCAAAGACUCUUCGUGAGUAUAGGCGGCAGGAGCCUCCCACAAAACAUGGUUUUUCUUCUUCAAAGAGCUCUCCUUAGAUUUGCCUACAAUAGAUUACUUAAAGCUUGCCUGCAUUGCGAAGCUGAUUCAGAGCCAGCAUGGUGUGGAUCAGAAACAGUCCAGCUGUUCAGGAUGAAUUCGCUGUCCGGUUGUUCUCACUCUGUGAAUAUGAGUGCCUUCCUCUGAAGGGACCUAGUGAAGAAGUUGGCUGUGGAGGGCUAUUUUAUGGAGUCAGGGAUACAGUAGAGCCUUUGCUCUGUACUGACUGCUCGUGUGUACUGGUUUUCUGUGUUGAAGGUGAUCCUACACUUUGUGGAAGGUGACAAAGUUUGUUGUAAAUGCAUGCGAUGUUUUACAGCCAUCAGGAAGCAAAGCUCUGUGUGUUAAAUUGCUUGUGGUCUAGUCUUUGGACACCCGCUGGUAGGUCUAACACCAUCAUUGUAGGACAGAGAAGUCAGCCCUGGCAUGGGGAGGAGUCUGACCAAAAAGCAGAAGAGCUUGCAUCUGCCAGGAACUGCUUGCCAAAUGCAGUGUGUGUACAUCUCGCCUGUCCCUUCGCAAACAGGAGGGGAUCAGCCAGCUGCCCUGGCAUGAAAAUACCUGACAAACCCUCACCUCCUUUGCCUUUUGGAUCUUUGUGUCUGGUUGUGUUCUUAUAGCCUUUGACCUCCCCAUCAUGAUCCCAAAUCUAAAAGUCAUCUUCCUGUUUCUUUGGUUGCUUCGGUGUGGAGGGGGAAAUGUCGAUGUACAGCAGAAACCUCCAAUCCAGGUUGGCUUGCUCAAGGAAGAAAUAUCCAUCCCCUGUAAAGUCGUCUUCCCUUACAUGCCAAAAUACACCAAAUUUUCAAUCUCCUAUUACUGGAUUAAUUCACUGGAUCAGAAGACAUCUAUCUGUACAAGGGUGGAAAACGUAGCCAUUCCUUCUGGAGAAGAGAAUAAGACUGCUGCCUUAUCUUACGACCACAGAAUCAUGCCACUUGAAAACACCUCUUAUACUGGCACGUACUACUGCAAUGUGAAAUGGAAUGAUAUCCAAAAAACAGGAAAGGGAGUAUUUGUCCUUAUUAGAGAUACAGGAUACAUAAAUACCUCUUACGGCUGGGAAAUCCUCGUUACCCUUACUGUUCUUCUGGCUGUAUUGAGCAUCACUGCAACAGCUCUGCUUCUGUGGAAAAGAAAGGUGUUUUGCCCUAGAAGGAACCAGCCAAAUAUCCUGAGACAGAAGGUGGACACACAGCUCCCUUCAGCCAGCCCACCAACACUACCUCCUCCUGUCUAUGAUACCCUGGAUGUGCAGCAAGUUGAUGUGUAUUCUAGCCUUGAAAACAGCACAAGCAACCCAUCACACAGAAAGAAUCCUCCAGGGAAGACACCUAAGAAGCAAGAAACUCUAGAAGAAUCCUCUGAUACAUUGUAUGAGAAUAUCUAGCAGGGAAGAUACCUGACCCUAUGUGGACCAGACAUCUUUCUGUAUGGCAGAGCUACUCUCUCACAUCCCUGAUGAGAUGCAGAUACGUGGAGAGAUCCACACUGACUUCAGAGCACAACCACGAGGGAAUUGUGAACCCCUUGCCCCUUCUAAACUGCCCUUCAUUAACAACAGAAUGUAUCUGUUGAAAUCCCUCGGGGCUCAGUCUGCAUUGAUGCAGCAAAGCUAUUUUGCAGCAAAGCUGUUUGCUGCAAAAGAAAAGCUGCUUUUGUCAAGCACUUAUCUUGGGAAUGGGCAAUCUGUGAAGGUUUCUCUCACCUGCCCCGGCUGAAAUACUUAACUGUUGAUCCUCUGCAAGUGGUGAAACAAUCCGGAGGCUUCCCUGCUUGCUGGCUUGAUGUUCCAAUCCUGACCUGCAGCCUCCCGUCUGAUCCUGUGCUUGUGGCUUUGCUGAAAUGGCCAUCAGGACUUCAUGCAUAGUUUAAUCAGAUCCAAGCAUCCACCUGCCCAUUUCCCUUUCUCGGGAACCCCACAGCAAACAGCUUUCUCAUAAUCUGCUAAUCCCAUCAAGUAGUCACAGAUGCCUGCUGUGACCUUACUGGGGUGACUCAAAUCAGUGCCUCUAAGAAAAUGCUUCCCCUUCAGCAAUAUCAGCAGUACACGGUAAGGACUGGAUGCACCGAUGGAGAUAAAGGUGGAGAAAAGGAACACAGAAAAUAUCCCUUCCUGACAACAUGUCUCAGUGACAGUGCCUAUUCCAGAACAAAAAAGAGGAACAAAGAGGUGGGAAUGUGAGGAAACUCCCUCGCUGGGGCUGCUUAAGCCAGGCGGGCCAAGUUCUUUCUCCCCUGUCAGCUGGAACUUGCCUACCAUUUGUGUUGAUGCAUAUUCUGGUCCUGAUAGGGAAGGAGUUACAUUAAAUAGCUGAAUAACAUGAUCAAACCAGCAGAUGAAAAAGCUGAGGCUGUUUUAUCUCAUAUUAGAAAACAACAAUGAAAUAACAACCAAACAAAACCAACCCAAAAUAAGAAUAUGCAGCAUAACUUGAGAGGAAUUGUAGAAAACCUCUUUAAAGGAGAAGAUCAAAUUAAAAUUGAGCUCCAGGGUCAUAGGACCCUCUCUAGCUGAAGAUAAUGUUGCUAUGUAUCAGAGAUAGAGGCUGUGGAAAAUGUCUCCGGGCCCUCCAACCUUCCUAUACCAUGUUUAAAGAGAUAAUCCUCUUAUUGCUUUGCUCUUUUUAUUAGAAAAGAUUUCAAACAUGCAAUUUGGACUUUCUUUAACCACAGAAAAAUGUUUUUUCUCUUCCCAGCACUGAGGAAUUCGUUUCAGAAAAGGCAACGAAUGGACAGCAUGUCUUAUUAGAUCCAUUUAUAAUUUGUUAAGUGAUCACAGCAAUUAUAAAUAUUUUUGAAGUAAAAAGUUUUACAUUUUACUACUAUGACCAGGAAAUAUUUGUGUUCACAGAAGAAUUUACAGAGGAUUGUACAGGUAUAACAAUUCCUUUCCUUAACAAAUUUGAAGAAAUGAUAAGAUGAAUUAUAAAUAUGUUGCAGUGUGGCAAUAAAAUAUUCAGCAGAUGCUGGUGGAUUAGAUGAAAAGUAAAAACUUUCAAAACAA
This is a messenger RNA of Haemorhous mexicanus (house finch), 4574 nucleotides long. It is a transcript of the gene NFAM1, whose product is annotated as NFAT activating protein with ITAM motif 1. Bases 2205 to 2957 code for a protein of 250 amino acids. Gene Ontology annotation, biological process: regulation of B cell differentiation; B cell receptor signaling pathway; positive regulation of cytokine production. The record is from RefSeq and is a predicted model, not a curated record. Gene Ontology annotation, cellular component: membrane raft. Lineage: Eukaryota; Metazoa; Chordata; Aves; Passeriformes; Fringillidae. The transcript has 7 exons. Gene Ontology annotation, molecular function: transmembrane signaling receptor activity.